CUCCGUCGCAUGCUACAAUAAAUGUCAAAAUUUCUGUCCAAUUUUAUUCAAAAAACAUCUGGAUUUCUGAAGGCGACCAACCUCACAGUUAACACAAUGUUUAAAAGAAAUGGUUUUCACAAAACUCCAAAGUUUCGACCUGAGAUGAAAGUGCUCAAUAGCCGUUCCAAGCAGUCUGUAACUUUAUCCAUGAAGAAGGAGAAAGUGACUGUUUUACCUGAACCAAUCAAAUCAGAAUCUGAUAAAAAAAUAUACAAGACAAUAAGAUUAGAGAAUGGAUUGACUGCCCUCCUUAUAUCAGAUCCCAGUCGUCCCGUUAAUAAUGAUGAAUCGAGUUCUAGUGAGGAAGAAAGUAGUGGUACUGACGAGUCUACUGGACCAGAGAGUGACAGUGGAAAGUCUGUCCAAUCGGCAACAAGUGAUCAACAUGGCUCAAAACGAAAAGGAGAAUUUGAUGAAGAAAAGUUGGCUGCGGUCGCCUUGUGCGUGGGCGUCGGCAGCUACAGCGACCCCCAAGACAUACAGGGAUUGGCGCAUUUCGUCGAGCAUAUGGUCUUCAUGGGCAGUGAAAAAUAUCCCAAAGAAAACGAGUUUGAUGCUUUUAUCAAGAAAAAAGGCGGUUCGGACAAUGCGUCGACGGACUGCGAGAUGACCACGUUCUACUUCGAGAUUCAGGAGAAGCACCUCCCGCAGGCGAUGGACAUGUUCAGCCAGUUCUUCGUCAGCCCGCUCAUGCUUAAGGAAGCGAUGCAACGCGAAAGAGAAGCUAUCGAAUCUGAGUUCGCAAUAGCGUCCCCUUCGGACUCAAAUCGCAAAGACCAGCUGCUCUCGAGCCUAUUCCCCAAAGAUCAUCCGGCGAGGAUAUUCACGUGGGGCAACUUGCGGAGCCUUCGAGACGAUAUAGACGAUGAUGAGAAGUUGUAUAAAGCUGCGCACGAGUUCAGGAAGCGGCAUUAUAGCGCUAAUAGGAUGACUGUCGCUGUACAGGCUCGUAUGGAUCUGGAAGCAUUAGAGCAGUACGUAGUGAGCACUUUUGGCCGCGUGCCUACAAACAAACUACCCCCUGAAGACUUCUCCCAGUUCGCAUUUACUCCAGACUCUGUUACGCCCGAAUUCCGCAGCAUGUUCUACGUCAAGCCGGUCAGCGAUACCACCGAGGUACAUUUGACGUGGUGUAUGCGUUCGUUAAUAUCCGAGUACCAGUCUAAGCCACACCAGUAUAUAUCGUACCUUCUAGGCCACGAGGGCAAAGGUAGCCUCCUGUCCUACCUGAGGAAAAAGGUGUGGGCACUUGGUAUUUACACGGGUAAUUCUGAAAGCGGCAUCGAUUACACCUCAAUGUACAGUCUCUUCUCUACGCAAGUAGUGCUCACUAAGAACGGGUUAGAUCACAUAGACGAGGUUUUAGAAGCUAUCUUUUCUUAUAUAAAUAUGCUGAGGAAACUGGGGCCCUCCGAGAGAAUAUACAAUGAAAUAAAGGCGAUCGAAGAGACCAGUUUCCGGUUCGAAGAAGAGUCUCAACCCGCCGAUCAUGUGGAAUCUCUCGCUGAAAAUAUGCACUUCUACCCGCCAGAACACUAUAUUACUGGGGAUAAACUUUACUAUAAAUAUGACCCUAAGGGCAUAACUGAACUUCUGGAUUGUAUGCGAGCGGACACAGUGAACAUAAUGGUUUUAUCAAACAAACACUCCACGCCGAUACAAUACGACGCCAAAGAGAAGUGGUUCGGCACCGAAUAUAAACGGCAAGAAAUCCCUCCACAAUGGCUAGACCGGUGGUUGACCGUCGAACCAUACUCUAACUACCACCUACCCGAUAAGAACGUGUACAUAACCACGGAUUUCUCUCUCAUACCACCGGCGGAACCUUAUCUACGAGUGGCUCACGACUUGGGAAUAGACUUAGCUACGAGUUCUGUAAAAGAUAUUAGUAAGAAGACUAUCAACAGCCCACCUAACACGCAAGUGUUGAAGCAAGCCGACUUGGUGGCGACUGUGAAUAACUUCAGAUUGGACCAACCAAACCUCCUACGUAAAAACCGUCACAUGGAGUUGUGGUACAAGCCCGACUUCAAGUUCCGGUUCCCCACCGCUCUGCUGUACUUCUACUUCAUAUCACCGCUCAGUAUUAAAUCACCACGAGAAGCUUGCCUGAUGGAUCUCUGGACUGAUGUAUUACAACAAGGCUUAAAGGAAGAAGUGUAUCCUGCAAACAUGGCGGACUUGUCGCACUCUCUGUUCAUGUCCGACAAGGGGUUCACGCUCAAAGUCAACGGGUACAGUCAAAACUUACAUUUACUUGUUGAGCUGAUAACUCGAGAAAUGCGAGGGGCGGCGGGCAACUUGUCCUCAGAAAUGUUUGAAGCGGUGAGAGACGUGCGAGCGCGCUCCUACCACAACGUGCUCAUACGACCGCAUAAACUGUCCAAGGACGUCCGCAUGAACCUCUUGAUAGAACCAUACAUAUCGCCGCGUAAAAAAGCGGAAUUGGUCCACAACAUCACACUUGCCGAUCUGACGGAUUUCAGUGAUCGGAUGCUGGACCAUGUCUACCUGCAGGUUCUAAUGCAAGGCAACAUUCCGUGGUACGAAGCUAUACGCAUAGCCGAAAACGUCCAGAACAAUUUGAGGUUUGAGGGACCCUCACCAGACGAAUUACCAAAGUUUGAAGUCCAUGAAUUGCCCAUUGGCGAGCGCAAAGUCCGUGUGAUGAGCCUGAACCCUCAUUCUACUAACAGCAUAGUCACCAACUAUUAUCAAGGCGAGGCUACUACGCCUAAAGACACCGCUACUUUGGAAGUCCUUAUGAUGUUAAUGGAGGAGCCUGUGUUCGAUAUGCUGCGCACCAAAGAACAAUUAGGCUACAGCGUCUUUAGUAUGAUGCGAUACACUUUUGGAGUGCUCGGCUUUUCCAUCACCGUCAAUACGCAGGUUGAUAAGUUCAGCGUUUCGCACGUAGACAGUCGCGUAGAAGCUUUCCUAAAGAAGUUUGCCCGAGACGUUCGCAAACUGAACGAGCGAACUCUGCACGCGACUCGUACUGCGCUCGUACAGCUCAAACACACCACUGACUACGAGCUAAAGGAAGAGGUUGAAAGAAACUGGCGCGAAAUCACCACAAUGGACUACCAAUUCCAAAGGUUGUUUAUGGAGGCUGACGCGAUAGAAAAGAUCACACUAAAGGAUAUAAGAAGUUGGGUAGAAAAUCACUUCUCUUCUGGAAACAGGUCGCAGUUCAGGAAGCUCUCCGUACAGAUUAUGGGCCACAAAGCAAACAAAGACAAAGACGACAACACAACAAUUCCAGAGACAGACGUCAAAAAUUACAAACUGACGUAUUUGAACGCCAACGAGCCCGUCGGCGACACUACAGAGAACAACGCAGAUUUCAUACAUGACAUCGAUGAAUUUAAAAACGAACUGCCCAUCAUAUCCGUACCUAAAAUGGAGCUUACUCAGUGCUAAUAGAGCCCAUUUUACUGAGACAUGUUGUAAAUAAUGGUGAAAAUUGUAUAAGUAAUUUAUUAUUUGAAUCGUAGGAGCGUUAUCAUUACAAAGCGAUUUUGCAGCAACACCGUUAGUGAGUAUGUGUCGUCAAAAAUCUGCUAUAGAAUAUUUUUCUACAGUAGCUUCCAUUGAUAGAAUUAAUAUUAAUAAAUUUGUACUCCAAGUUUUGCUUAAUUAUCUAAAAAUCUUUAUCUGCCUUCCAACAUAAAUGGGGUUACAUAAGCCUCAGUCUAAAAUCACUAAAGCAAAAAAAAGUAUUAAGUUUAAAACUGAUUUAGUUGCAUUUCUUCUAUCAUAAGCAGAGAAAAACAUCUUAGCUCUUUCAUCGGAAAUUUUGACCGCGAAAGCAGUGAAAUACCUUCCUCAAAAUCGCUUAUAUGAUAACACUCUUACAGCAACAGUAAAUUAAUUUUUAUAAAGCAUAUUUCAGUAAGGAGAG
This is a messenger RNA of Chilo suppressalis (striped riceborer), 3946 nucleotides long. The record is from the annotation of a GenBank genome assembly. NCBI's taxonomy places the organism in Eukaryota, Metazoa, Arthropoda, Insecta, Lepidoptera, Crambidae.